Molecule: messenger RNA, 3393 nt
Organism: Egretta garzetta (little egret)
Lineage: Eukaryota; Metazoa; Chordata; Aves; Pelecaniformes; Ardeidae
Gene: ITK
Product: IL2 inducible T cell kinase
Exons: 17
Coding region: 18-1913 (631 amino acids)
Biological process (GO): intracellular signal transduction; NK T cell differentiation; peptidyl-tyrosine autophosphorylation
Molecular function (GO): ATP binding; non-membrane spanning protein tyrosine kinase activity; protein binding
Source: RefSeq, a predicted model, not a curated record
CAUAGGGCAGACAUCCCAUGUCCUGGGAGACGACUAUUUUUGGCUCAGCCAUGAAUAACUGCGUGCUCCUGGAGGAACUGCUGAUCAAAAAAUCCCAGCAGAAGAGAAGGACUUCACCCUCCAACUUCAAAGUGCGCUUCUUUGUCUUAACAAAAUCCAAGCUGGCUUACUAUGAACACCGCCAUGGGAAAAAAAGGACUUUGAAGGGUUCUGUGGAACUUUCCAGGAUUAAAUGUGUGGAAAUUGUGAAAAGUGACAUCAUCAUUCCCUGUCAGUAUAAAUAUCCUUUCCAGAUCGUCCACGACAACUACAUACUCUACGUGUUUGCUCCCAAUCGCGAGAGCCGGCAGAGAUGGGUCUUUACGCUGAAGGAAGAAACCAGAAACAACAACAGUCUGGUUGCAAAGUGUCAUCCAGAUUUUUGGAUAGAUGGCAAGUGGAGAUGCUGUGCUCAGACAGAGAAGAUGGCAGCUGGCUGCGUGGAGUAUGACCCCACCAAAAAUGCCUCAAAGAAGCCUCUUCCUCCCACUCCUGAGGAUAACUGGAAAUUGUUGCUAGACCCAAAGGAAGCCUUAGUCAUGGCCAUAUAUGACUAUGAAGCCCAGAAUCCGCAGGAGCUGACAUUACAAUAUAAUGAGGAAUAUUACGUGAUUGACAGCUCUGAGGAGCAUUGGUGGCUGAUUCAGGAUAAGAAUGGGCAUGAAGGCUACGUGCCAAGUAGCUACCUGGUGGAAAAAUCACCCGAGAAUCUGCAAAUAUAUGAAUGGUACAAUAAGAACAUCAGCAGAAGCAAAGCAGAAACACUCCUCAAGGAUGAGGGUAGGGAAGGUGCCUUCAUGGUGAGAGAUUCGAGGCAGCCUGGCAUGUACACAGUCUCUGUUUUCACCAAAGCAUUAAGCACGGAUAACAAUCCCGUUAUAAAGCAUUAUCACAUCAAUGAGACAACUGACUUUCCCAAGCGAUAUUACUUGGCAGAAAAGCAUGUGUUUGACUGCAUCCCUGAACUCAUCAACUAUCACCAGCACAAUGCGGGAGGUCUUGUCACUCGUUUGCGGUAUGCAGUCUCUUCUUGGAGAAAAAAGGCCCCGAUCACUGCAGGGCUGAGCUACGGAAAAUUGGUCAUUAACCCCUCUGAGCUCACCCGUGUCCAGGAGAUUGGCAGUGGUCAGUUUGGGGUGGUCUACCUUGGCUACUUGCUGGAAAAAACGAAAGUAGCCAUAAAGACCAUUCGUGAAGGAGCAAUGUCUGAAGAGGAUUUCAUCGAGGAAGCUAAAGUCUUGAUGAAGCUGUCUCACCCCAAGCUAGUCCAGCUUUAUGGUGUGUGCUUUGAGAACACUCCCAUCUGCCUGGUGUUUGAGUUCAUGGAGAACGGCUGCUUGUCUGACUACCUCAGGAGCCAGCGGGGCAGUUUUUCAAAGGAAACCCUGCUGGGGAUGUGCCAAGAUGUGUGUGAAGGAAUGGCUUAUCUGGAACAAAAUUCUGUCAUCCACAGAGAUCUGGCGGCUAGGAACUGCCUGGUGGGGGAAUCCCACGUGGUCAAAGUGUCCGACUUCGGGAUGUCGAGGAUUGUCCUUGACGAUCAGUAUACCAGCUCCACGGGUACCAAGUUUCCAGUCAAGUGGUCUGCUCCAGAGGUUUUCUCCUACAGCAACUAUAGCACCAAAUCCGAUGUUUGGUCAUUUGGAGUGCUGAUGUGGGAGGUCUUCAGUGAAGGUAAAAUGCCCUAUGAGAAUCGCACCAAUGGAGAAGUGGUGGAAGAAAUCAAUGCAGGAUUUCGGCUCUACAAACCCAAGCUGGCCUCCAAGGCGAUUUAUGAGGUCAUGAGCCACUGCUGGAGGAUGAGGAAAGAUGACCGGCCGUCCUUUUCUGUUCUGUUGUAUCACCUGAGUGAAAUCUCUGAAUUUGAUCUGUAAUCCUGACACCAGCCACUAAGCGAAGCUAAGAGAGUCCCAAGAGGGCAGAUGGCUGGAUUUUCCCCACACAAAGCAUUAACAGGAAUCAUCUCAACAUAGACAUUUGCCAUAUGCCUGGGGAGAAGGAGAGGACAGAGGCUGGUACUUCCAGACAGACAAGAUAUCCCCAGGCCUUCCAGAGCCUACACAGGCUCUGGUUUGGUCAAGAACGUGGUUUGCAGCUUACAAGCAGAACCAGCAAUUGAGCACAGUCCUGAACCACACAAUCCAGCAAGUGUAUUUCUCCUGAAGGUACAGCCUGAAAACUAAGAGAUCUGAUAUUGCCAUUCCAGUUCUGUGAACUCCCAAAUUAAGGUCUUCCCUGGGAAAAAAAACCAAACCUGUCUUUGACUAAGGAGGAAUGUUUAGACAUUUCCGUGGCGCUCUAAUUCAGAGUGGGCUGGACCUGCAAGCUCUGAACAGGAAUAAGCCUGGGACACAGGGGAACAGGCUGGAUUUAGUGACUGCACUUCUGAUGGUGAUAGUUCAAGGUGGUUUUGUUCCCUGUUUGCAUGAUUUUCUCUGAAACUGUGGCAUACCAGGAACAGGAUUCUUGUUCCUGGUAAGCUGAUGAGGUGUCUGCAUGUGCACGCGAGUUUGUGAGGAAGGAAGAGAAAAAGCAACAUGUGGAAGAGUCUUGAAAUUCUCUCAAAUUUGACUGUAUAGUGAGAGGGAAAAUGGGACUCUCUGAUGCAAAUGGAGACAUUCUUGGAGGCGGGGAACUCAACGCUGAAAGUUUGUAUGAGUUUUUUCUUCAGUCUUUCUGAAUCAGAAGAUAAAUAUGUGAUCUCCAUCCAAUUUCUUUGAACUGAAUACGGAGGACUGAGCAGUGCAGAGUGCUAUGUGUCCCCAGGCCAGGACAAGACAGGAUCCCAGGACCCAAUUAUCUGUGAAAGGCACAGGAACCUUCUCCUGAACUUGUGUGUUUGGAAGGAAGGAGACGGAGAGCUCAGAAGGGUAGCCAGGAGGAGAAAACACGCAGGUUAUGUACUCGGUGCACCAGCAAUAACGAGAAGAGUUUUCUCCUACUUUGAAGAGUAACUGAGUCAUCACAAGUAAGGACUUUUCCAUCUCUUCUGUGAACAAACUGGUGAAUCCUGUAGGGACUGAUGGAAGAAAAAGUCCUAUGCGAAUGGACUGCCUGGGUGCGUGCUCCACAAGGAGUUCCACAUUAUGUGGUGAUGGCAGAAGAAGGUUUAAAAAAAAUUCAUCUCCUGGUACUUUAGUGAAAAUCUACUUUUUCACCACAAGACAGAGACAUUGUUUUGACAUAACUGACCUCAAAAUCGACAGUGUGGGUGUUAGUGUCCUGCAGAAUUUGUAAAUAAGAUCAGGACUUUCUGCUUAGCAUUAACAAUAACUAGAGAAGUCAAGAGGACUCACACACGAUAUGUGCAUAUAUGCAGUAUUUUUUUGAUGCUUCUCUGUUUGGGCAAGUGAG